Messenger RNA from Ustilago hordei, 2559 nucleotides. RefSeq names its product related to NOC4 - nucleolar protein, mediates maturation and nuclear export of 40S ribosomal subunits. The record is from RefSeq and is a predicted model, not a curated record. The transcript has a single exon. NCBI's taxonomy places the organism in Eukaryota, Fungi, Basidiomycota, Ustilaginomycetes, Ustilaginales, Ustilaginaceae. Gene Ontology annotation, cellular component: Noc4p-Nop14p complex; nucleolus; small-subunit processome. Gene Ontology annotation, biological process: ribosome biogenesis. Bases 1 to 2559 code for a protein of 852 amino acids.
AUGGUCAAGUCAUCGAUGACCAGCAAAAAAGUUGAAUCUAGCUCCAGUUCCACAUCUUCAGCUCUGGAACAAGUUCAGUCGCUCCAGCAAGCUCUACUCUCAUCCUCAGACCUCAACCCGCUCUCUGACCUCCUUUCACUCUCCAAGAAGCUCGCCAAAGCCAACACCGAACGCACACCAAAACAGAGCAAGGAUGCAGCGAUCGCUUUGCACCGAGCAGCACUUGUCCUCGUACGCUCAAUGAAGGCGUUAUGUGGCGAAGACAGGAUCCCUUUCGACAAAGACAUCGACAAAGACGGUUACAUCUUGUCCUAUGGCGCUAAAGCAAGCAACAAGCAAGCCGAAACCGCCACAUCCGGGAAGGCAAGAGAAGCAUUGAACAAGGUGCAGGACUGGAUCAGGAUGCGUUGGAAUGAGACCCUCGAGUUGCUUUGCGGUUUGCUAGGACACGAGGUGGAAGGGUUGCGAUUCGAGGCAUUGCAGAUGCUGGUUGAGCUUCAGACUUCGGCUUCUUCUUCGCUCACACGGAUCGUUGCAGCUGCUUCUGCUGCAAAGGCUAGCGCGAGGAACGGAUCGGGGAACAAGAAAGACAAUGCUGGCGGCGCUCCAGAGUUGAUAAUUUCUACUCCUGCACUCUGGUCUGCUUCACCCUGGCGAGCACUAACUCUGGCACUUAUUGCGGGACCACCCAGUCUGAACAAGAUCGAAAACGGAGAAGCGGGUACACGACACAAAGUGUUGCGAGUGGAAUCAGGCGUUCCCGAGGACGUGCGUACGAAGUUCGUCCAGAGCGGAUUGGAGGAGUAUGACGAUGUCCGAUUUGCCACUCUCCGGGAGAUCUCGCAUGCUCUUCAUAAACCUUCGCCUAGUGUUGCAGGGAAUACCCAACUUCGCGCUCACACAUUGGCGUUGCUGAUCCAGCUCACAGCUAUCCCAACCACAGCUGAUGAUUUGAACAACUUCCUUGUUGAGGAGCUAUCAAUCCCACCUUUGGGUAGUGCUGGAAGGAAGAAGAAGAAGAGCAAGAAAGCUAGUAACGGCACCAAAAAUCUCUCCGUGGUUGAUGAUGGCGAUUCGGACGAAGCUCCAGAGGAGGAGGAAGAUGAUAUGGAAGGCUGGUUCUCAGACUCUGACGACGAAAGAACCGGUGCUACCGCAGGGGAGCAACGCAAAGCAGCCGAUAAAAAGGCCGUUGGUGGUCUCGGUGCCGCCGCUCGCUCCGCCUCCUCUUCUAACAAGCGAAAGAGGAGAUCACUUCACGAAGCACUUCACAACCUCUCAGCUCAACGUUCGGCUUUCUCUUCUGCUUGGACCAACCUCCUCCUUCCUCGACGACACACUGCAAAAUCUGCAACCGCUGCUGGUGUUCCUGCGAACAGCCUCAUCGGUGGAGAUCUCAGCUUGGCUGCAACUCACGAAGUGCUUGUCCGACUCCACGCGCAAAUUCUGCCUCAUCUCACCAAGCCAACCCUGCUCCACGACUUUCUUGUGUCAUGCCUGGACUCGCGCGGAGCAACAGCCCUCUUGGCGCUCAACGGAAUCUUCACGCUCGUCACCAAACAUAACCUUGACUAUCCCCAAUUCUACAACCGCUUAUACUCUAUGCUAGACGCCUCAGUACUCCACAUGAAGUACCGAGCUCGCUUCUUGAGGUUACUCGAAACGUUUCUCUCCUCCACCCAUCUUUCUUCCACGCUCGUCGCAUCUUUCGCCAAACGUCUUUCACGACUCAGUCUCCGCGCACCCCCUGCAGCAAUCGCCUCCGUCGUUCCAUUUGUAUACAACCUCCUCAAGCGUCAUCCCAGAUGUCUUUCCAUGGUGCACAAAGAAUGGGAUGGUGACAGACUCAACAUUGGCCCCGCGGGAGUUUCUGACCCGUUCAACCCCGACGAGAAGGAUCCGCUCAAGACUAACGCUCUUGAUAGUUCGCUCUGGGAACUCGCAUCGUUUGGAGCUGCUGCGGUGGCGAAAGGGAACAGUGGUGGGCCGAGUAUGGGUGCAGAUGGAGCAAGUGUUGUGCCCGGAGAAGCGCAUUAUCUUGGAUCGGUGACUAGUUUGGCUAGGAUUUUGGCUGAACCAUUUACAAGGGAGAGAUAUAGCUUGGAUGACUUUUUGGACAUUACUUACGCAACGCUGUUUGAGACUGAGACGAAGAAGACUCUCAAGCGUCCGGCGAGGCAGGGUGAUGCACCGCGGAAGAAAUACCUCCCUGCGCUGGUUUAUUCGUUGCCGGGUGGGUUUGGUGCUGGUGGAUCAACCGAUGUUACUAAUUGUAAUAAUGUCGAUAUCUUCCCCUCCGAAAGCGGCAGAGCUCGGGCGAAGGAAUCGCUCGCAAAAGCACAGAGAGAGGAAGAAGAGGAGAUCAAGAGGGAUCGUGAAGAAAGGAAGCGUAAGCUAGGUAUCCAGGGAGACGAGGAGGAGGAUGAGGAUGAGGAUGAGGAGGAAAGAGAAGCAAGGGAAGCGAUUGAAGAGUUGAAGAGAGAGGAAAGAGCUAAGAAAAGGAAAGUGGAUCAGACCGGUGCACAUGAUGUUUGUGCGAUCUUGUUCAGCUUUGCUUGA